CAAAUUACACAACGAUCAUUCGUAACUUCGUUUCAACACUACCUCUCUCUCUCGUCUUCUCCCAUAGGCUAGGGUUCGGGGUCCCAUUUUUUCUUCAAGAUUAAAUUCUGAGUAAUUCUGCGGUGACAUUCAUGGCUGCGACAAUGUUGAGUUCCGCGGGAGGGCUUUUGGCGAUGCUGAACGAGGCGCACCCAUCGCUCAAGCUCCACGCGCUCUCCAACCUCAACAAUCUGGUCGACAACUUUUGGCCAGAGAUCUCCACCAGCGUUCCUGUCAUAGAAAGUUUGUAUGAAGAUGAAGAAUUUGAUCAACAUCAGAGACAACUUGCUGCCCUACUUGUGUCUAAGGUCUUCUAUUACUUGAGUGAGCUUAACGAUGCGUUAUCAUAUGCUCUUGGAGCCAGUUCUUUAUUUGAUGUGUCAGAGGAUUCUGAUUAUGUUCAUACACUUCUUGCUAAAGCUAUUGAUGAAUAUGCCAGUCUUAAGACUAAGGCAGCAGAAUCAAAUGCUGAAUCAGCAAAGGUGGACCCUAGAUUGGAGGCAAUUGUGGAGAGAAUGCUGGAUAAGUGUAUUGCUGAUGGAAAAUACCCACAAGCUAUGGGUAUUGCAAUUGAAUGCCGGCGAUUGGAUAAACUUGAGGAAGCAAUCACAACGAGUGAUAAUGUUCAAGGCACUUUAUCUUAUUGCAUUAAUGUCUCUCAUUCCUUCGUUAAUCUUAGAGAAUAUCGACACAAGGUACUUCGUCUCCUCGUUCAAGUGUAUCAAAAGUUGUCUUCUCCUGAUUAUUUGAGUAUAUGUCAGUGUCUUAUGUUCUUGGACGAACCUGAAGCUGUUGCAAUUAUAUUGGAAAAGCUUCUCCGCUCUGAAAACAAGGAUGAAGCUCUUUUGGCACUUCAAAUAGCUUUCGAUCUUGUAGAAAAUGAAUGCCAAGCAUUUCUCUUAAAUGUGAGAGAUCGCCUUUCAAUUCCCAAGACUCAACCUUCAGAACCAGUGCAGCCUGGAUCUGUUGAACCAGAUGCUUCUCAGAAUGAAAAUCCUACUGCUCCAGAGGAUGUUCAGAUGACUGACAGGAGUACUGCAUCUAAUUUGAGUGUGCGUGAACUCAAUCCAAGUGAAGUAAUAUAUGCUGAGAGGUUGACCAAAAUUAAGGGAAUUUUGUCAGGAGAGACAUCAAUACAGUUGACACUUCAAUUCUUGUACAGCCAUAACAAAUCAGAUCUUCUUAUUCUUAAGACAAUUAAGCAGUCUGUUGAGAUGAGAAAUAGUGUCUGUCAUAGUGCAACAAUUUAUGCUAAUGCAAUUAUGCAUGCUGGAACAACAGUGGAUACAUUUCUAAGGGAAAACCUAGACUGGCUGAGCAGAGCCACAAACUGGGCUAAGUUUAGUGCGACUGCUGGUCUUGGAGUUAUUCACAGAGGCCACCUACAACAGGGGAGGUCACUGAUGGCACCUUACUUGCCUCAGGGUGGGGCUGGUGGUGGUGGUGGCAGUCCAUACUCAGAAGGUGGAGCUCUUUAUGCUCUGGGUCUUAUACAUGCCAACCAUGGUGAGGGCAUCAAACAAUUCCUUCGUGAUAGCCUACGCAGUACUAAUGUGGAGGUAAUCCAACAUGGUGCAUGCUUAGGUCUUGGUUUGGCAGCUCUAGGAACCGCGGACAAAGAUAUUUAUGAUGACAUUAAAAAUGUUCUCUACACUGAUAGUGCUGUUGCUGGUGAAGCUGCAGGCAUCAGUAUGGGUUUACUCAUGGUUGGAACUGCGAGUGAGAAGGCAAGUGAGAUGCUUACUUAUGCACACGAGACACAACAUGAGAAGAUCAUACGGGGUUUAGCAUUGGGAAUAGCCCUUACAGUCUACGGAAGAGAAGAAGAAGCAGACACACUAAUUGAGCAGAUGACUCGUGAUCAGGAUCCUAUAUUACGUUAUGGUGGUAUGUAUGCAUUGGCACUGGCCUAUAGGGGAACAGCAAACAACAAAGCCAUUCGGCAGCUGCUCCACUUUGCUGUAUCGGAUGUGAGUGAUGAUGUCAGGAGGACUGCUGUUCUAGCACUUGGGUUUGUCCUGUACUCUGAGCCAGAACAGACUCCUCGAAUUGUCUCCCUGCUGUCUGAGUCUUACAACCCUCAUGUUCGAUAUGGUGCGGCACUUGCAGUGGGCAUUUCCUGUGCUGGUACUGGCCUGAGUGAGGCUAUAUCUUUGCUAGAGCCUUUGAUGUCAGAUGUUGUUGAUUUUGUUCGUCAAGGUGCCCUCAUUGCAAUGGCUAUGGUUAUGGUCCAGAUUAGUGAAGCCAGUGAUUCUCGUGUUAGAACUUUCAGGCGACAAUUGGAGAAAAUAAUACUUGAUAAGCAUGAAGACACCAUGAGCAAGAUGGGUGCAAUCUUGGCCUCUGGGAUUCUGGAUGCAGGUGGAAGGAAUGUGACCAUAAGAUUGCUUUCCAAGACAAAGCAUGAUAAAGUCACAGCGGUUGUUGGUCUAGCAGUUUUCAGCCAGUUUUGGUACUGGUACCCCCUUAUUUAUUUCAUAAGCUUGUCAUUCUCGCCAACUGCUUUUAUUGGACUGAAUUAUGACCUCAAAGUCCCAAGGUUUGAGUUCUUAUCACAUGCAAAGCCAUCACUUUUUGAAUAUCCUAAACCAACAACUGCACCAACGACUACUUCCACUGUAAAACUGCCCACUGCAGUUCUGUCAACGUCAGCAAAGGCGAAAACUAGGGCAAAAAAAGAAGCGGACCAGAAGGCUAAUGCUGAAAAGGCAUCAUCUGGGGCAGAGUCUUCAUCUGUUGGUCAAAAUGGUGUGAAAGGAAAAUCGUCUAGCGAGAGGGAUGGGGACUCUAUGCAGGUUGAUGGUCCAACAGAGAAGAAAUCCGAGCCUGAGCCUUCUUAUGAGAUUCUGACUAACCCUGCCAGAGUAGUUCCUGCACAGCAAAAAUUCAUUAAAUUUCUGGAAGAAAGUAGAUACGUGCCAGUAAAGUUGGCAUCUUCUGGGUUUGUUCUUCUUAGAGAUUUGCGUCCUACAGAACCUGAGGUACUGUCCCUUACGGACACUCCGGCAACAGCAGCAUCGGCUGCUGGUGGAGCGGCAACCGGACAGCAGGGUUCUGCAUCCGCCAUGGCAAUUGAUGAGGAACCUCAGCCUCCUCAACCUUUCGAGUAUAGUUCUUGAUUACGGUCUUGAUCCAUCUGUUUCAUUUUGGUGGUGAGUUUAUUUCAGUCUUUGAGAAACAUCAUUGUUCUGGCCAUGCCAAAAGUUAGAGUUUGCUGGCAAUUAAUCAAAAGAAGAGAAACAAGGAAUUCUUGUUUUUAAUGUGCGAUCCCUUUUUCUCUCUUGCAACUAACACGUCUUGUAUUUACGAUUUGAACAAUCUGUGUAUUUUACAGUUCAUUACGGUUGGUCAA
This is a messenger RNA of Juglans regia (Persian walnut), 3391 nucleotides long. Its product is annotated as 26S proteasome non-ATPase regulatory subunit 1 homolog A-like. Lineage: Eukaryota; Viridiplantae; Streptophyta; Magnoliopsida; Fagales; Juglandaceae. Bases 132 to 3158 code for a protein of 1008 amino acids. The record is from RefSeq and is a predicted model, not a curated record. Gene Ontology annotation, cellular component: proteasome storage granule; nucleus; proteasome complex. Gene Ontology annotation, molecular function: enzyme regulator activity. Gene Ontology annotation, biological process: proteasome-mediated ubiquitin-dependent protein catabolic process; regulation of protein catabolic process. The transcript is spliced from 13 exons.